Molecule: messenger RNA, 735 nt
Organism: Encephalitozoon hellem ATCC 50504
Lineage: Eukaryota; Fungi; Microsporidia; Unikaryonidae
Product: heat shock transcription factor
Exons: 1
Coding region: 1-735 (244 amino acids)
Biological process (GO): regulation of DNA-templated transcription
Molecular function (GO): DNA-binding transcription factor activity; sequence-specific DNA binding
Source: RefSeq, a predicted model, not a curated record
AUGGAAAAGCCGAGUGCAAGCUUUAACUUUGAUAAGAUACCAAAGUUCAUAAUGAAGCUUUAUAAGGCCACCAGUGACGAGAAGUACAAGGGAAUAUGCUGGACGCCUGAUGGGCUCAAGAUUCACAUAUAUGACAGAGAUGUAUUUGUGAAGGAGACACUUCCUCUUAUAUCCAAGACCAGAGAGUUCGGAACGUUUGUCCGGAUGCUGAAUAGCUAUGGAUUUGUUAAGUCCAAGGACAUUGAGGAGGAGGAUAUAUACUAUAACAAGAACUUCAGGAGAGGAAGAGAGGAUCUUCUAGGGAUUGAUGACUCACUUAGGAUGAUCAAGAGAAAGAAGUCGAACGACAUUCGGAUGGGAAUUGGAGAUGGGUCCCUGAAGGAGGUUGUGGAGUACCUAUAUGUGCAGAACCAGGAGCUGUACACAGAGCUGUCUGCCUGCAAGGAACGGAUAGAGAGGCAGGAAAGGACUCUCAACGGUCUUAUAGAGAUUCUUUCGAGGGUUUUUAGGACAAAUUCCCAGGACUUCGGGGCUCGACUUAAGCCCAGUAACCUUAACCUUCAUAAUGAAAUGGAUCUUUUCCUUGGGGAGCUGUCCGGGCCUCUUAAGGACGGAUAUGAAACAUCAUCAUCCAGGCCUCAGGAGAAAAGUAUCCCAGGGCUGUCCUUUAAGUCCGGAGAGAAUCCUCGUGGAGAUUCUGAUUCCAAGAGUGAUGGAUACGAUGCUUUCUUUUAA